This is a messenger RNA of Acytostelium subglobosum LB1, 1833 nucleotides long. RefSeq lists its product as hypothetical. The coding region runs from base 1 to 1833 and encodes 610 amino acids. Gene Ontology annotation, cellular component: membrane; oligosaccharyltransferase complex. The transcript has 2 exons. The record is from RefSeq and is a predicted model, not a curated record. NCBI's taxonomy places the organism in Eukaryota, Evosea, Eumycetozoa, Acytosteliales, Acytosteliaceae.
AUGCAGCAGCAGAAGCAACAGCAGCAUUUGAAGUUGGCUGUGGCCAUCGUCACCAUGUUGGCCUUUGCCUCAUCAGUGGCAUUGGCAGCACCAACUACACGGUCAUGGCUCAACGAGGACGUCGUGCGUACAAUUGACCUGACCACACAACUUGCCAAACAAAGCGUUACAAUCAAGGCCAAGAACAUUGGCGAUGCCCCCUCCUCCACCUACACCUUUGCACUCCUCUCCUCUGUGCACGCCAGCAUCCAAGCCUUCAUCGAGGGCGAAGAGUCCUCCCCACUCUCCGUCUCACUCAACUCACAAAGAACACAUCAAAAGCUCCAGUUCGACAUGUACAAUGUACAGCUUGACAAGCCAAUCAAGGCAGGCAGCACAGUGAACUUGAAGUUGAGGAUCGUGUCGAUGGGUCAGAUGACUCCAUACCCAACUCACAUCGCUCAGGCAGAGUCGCAGUUGGUGAUGUACAAGGACAACCAUUACUUCAGCUCGCCAUACGACACACAGACACAGAAGACGACACUGAAGCUGGCGAGCGCCAAGGUCGAGGACCACUCGUCGCUCUCACCCUCCAUUCUCAAGGGCAGCAGCCUGGUCUACGGCCCAUACAAGGACGUCCGUCCGCUGGCCUUCUCGGCACUGCACGUGCACUUUGAGAACAACGCUUCGUUCCUGAUGCUGGCCAACCUGGUGAAGGAGUACGAGGUCAGCCACUGGGGCAACGUCGCCGUCGAGACCACCUACAACUUUGAGCACCGCGGUGCCGCCCUCAAGGGCCCAUUCUCGCGUCUGGACUACCAGCGUAACCAGGCCGCGUCGCCCUCCCACGUCGCCGAGAUCGUCGAGCAGGUUCCCAAGACCGCCGCCGACUUCUACUACCGCGACUACAUUGGCAACAUCUCCACGUCGCAGUACACUCACGCCGCCUCGCACCUCAACUUCAAGAUCACACCCCGUUUCCCCCUGUUUGGCGGUUGGAAGAUCGAGUUCUACACGGGCUUCAACGUGCCCUCGUCCAGCCUGCUGUUCACCGACUCUGACACUGGCCGCUACGUCCUGAACGCCACAUUUGGCGUUGCCAUCGCUGAUGUAUGGGCUGAGCGCCACGAGAUGCGCGUCGUCCUGCCCGAGGGCUCCACCGACAUCCAGAUCGUCGCACCCUUCAAGUUUGAGCUGUCACACGACGUGCGCAAGACCUUCUUUGACACUGUUGGCCGUCCCGUCAUCGUGCUCAUUGCCGAUCACACAUCGUUCGAGCACACCCAGACACUGCAGAUCUCCUACUCAGUCACGCCACUGUCCUGGUUGCACGAGCCCCUGUUGGCCAUGGGCGCCGUCAUGGUGCUCUGCCUGUCAUUCAUGGUGCUCUCGCGUCUCGACCUCUCGCUGAUCCGCAAGGGACCAAAGAUUGAGCGCAGCCCCCAGGUCGAGAAGCUGGCACAGCAGUUCUUUGCCGCCUUCGAGUCGCGUCUCCAGUACCACAUUGACUGGGAGGAGGCCCUCGCCAACCUGGCCCGCCACAGCACCAUCCAGAAGUACCUCACAUCCAAGGCCGAGAUUGACGCCCGCUACAAGGACACAGCCGCCGUCAACAAGGUGCUCGAGUCGAUCUCUACCGAGGACCAGGUGUUCUCUGCCCGUCUCAAGGAGCUCAACAGCCAGGAGAACCAGCUGUCACAGAUCCAGAAUCAGUUGUUCGAGGCUGAGAAGAGAAGAAACACCACCAAGGACCUCAGCAAGAAGGAGUACGAGGAGAUCAAGUCAAAGUACUUGGACAACUACAGAAAGGCCUAUGACAGUGUCAGAGCUAGCUUUGACCAAAUCUUGGCUUAA